AUGGGGACGUCAGAGGCUAGUUCAAAUGCUGACCAUGAAAUGAAAACUCCAGACGAAGAGGAAAAUCAAGCAAAUAUCAGAUGUGUUCAUCUCUUUAAUUGUGAUCAAACUUACAAGCUUGAUGUGGUGGAGAAGCUGUUUAAGGCCGUCGAACCAAAACUGAACUUUGCCUUUUCAAUCCAGUCGCAUUACUUUGUCCUUCGAGAUAUGUCUCAGGUAUGUGAAAACAUAAUUCCAGACCAAAUCAAGGUGGAUGAUGUCGCUGUCUUUGUGGUCCAUGCACACGAAUCUCGUCUCUCCAUCAACGAAGAUAACGCUGGGAUUGGAUAUGCAAAGAUCUACAGAGCAUUGCGUCGGGCAACGGGUAAGAAAUUUCAAAACGUUUUAAUUUUGCCAAGAAAAAUUAACAUCUAACGGCUCACUUAAGAAAUAAAUAAAUUCAGAGAAUUUUAAUGAUGACUUUUUUGCUGUUUUGAAUAGAAUAUCCUUCCAAACUUGGUUCAAAGAAGGCGGAAGUAUGUUAGUAGUGACAGAAAGGUUUUCUUCGUUCCUGCGUAACUCAGUGGUUUAAUAUACAUUUUAAAAACCUCUAAACUUUAUGACACAAGAAGAAAUUAUUAAAGGAAAAGCAGUAUGGCUAUUGGAAAAGAGCUUGUCGAUAAUAUAAUAUAAUUAUUUUACUGCAGUGAACAUGUUUCGCUUUCACUUUCGAUCCCAAUACAUAUAUCAGGUGACAGUUGCGUAUUACACGUCAUACACCCUGAUUAAAUACAAAGAAAAAACUGACUAGGGUAGGGUCAGCUUUUGUAAGCCCCCCUCCGUCCACAAAGGAUUAGAUGGACCGUGCAAGAUACAGAAUCGUCAUUGUCACUCCCACCCUUCACGCCCCAUUCCAUUUCCCCAUUUACACGGGUACGGCCAUAUGUUUGAACGGACGAAUUUUUUACCUGUGCAACCCGUUUACACGGAACCCUGCAAAUUCUGUUACAGAUUGCAGCACUGUUUACCGUUCAAAAACAUGUACGGUUCUGUGGGUAUCGUGUAAACGAAAGGCGGAUCCGUGCAAGUUUUUGUCCGAUCAAAUAUUUGUUCAGACCCGUGUAAAGGGGGUCUCAGCCACACAGCUCGGAUUUACAAGCGAACAUUUCUAAAGGGGCGAGUACAGCCUUGAAAUCUGCCUGUUCAGGAUUUCAAACAGUGUUUUUGCGGCUCCAUUCUCUUUGCCCCAACCGGCCACCAUCAGGACACCUGAAACGUUCAGGGUAGGCUUGGAAUUUGGAGCGGUUUUCGCGCUGUGUUUUCCUGUUAAGAGGGGGCAACGUAAGGCAUAAGACCUGUUCAGCAAGAAUUUUUUGUAAUUUGUUUACCCACACGGAGCACUUCUUAAGAACUGGUUGGAAUGUGUCCGCCCCUUCCAGAUCGAAUUGGAAUUUGGAACUGUCCGGGGUGUUUUUUUCCGGAGCACCAGGAGAAAAACCUCUUGGAGCAAAGGAAAGCACCAACAACAAACUCAACUCACAUGCGGCGUCGACUUCGGGAUUCAAACCCGGGCCACAUUGGUGGGAGGCGAGUGCUCUUACCACUGCGUCACACUUGCUCCCCAAAUGUAUUCCAAUGGAAGUAAAAAAAAUGGUUAAACCUGUGCUCAAGUCUUUUGGUUUAAAAAUGCGCUUUCGCGAUAAUCGAUACCUUACUCGUAGUACGACAAUCUUAAUGUCCCACUUUUUAAAAGGAUGAGAACUUAUUUUAUUAAUAUGUUAUAGAUGGAAAAGUACUCAUUGUUAUCGGUGGAGAUGACAGCUACAAGGACUCCUCUGAGGAAAAAAAUUCCUUCCUGUCGCGUUGGGCAAGGAGAAAAAUUUCUUCUCAGUUCAGCGAAGAAUACUUGGAUGGAAGAAAAAGUUUCAUAUUUUCAUGGAACAAGAAACACAGACCAAUUCACGAAGAAGCACUGCUGCAUUACUUUGAUCCCGAUAAAAAGGAAAAGAAAUUUGUUCUGGUCGAAAAGAAAGAAGAAGAAACGGUUUCUGAAGACCCCAAACAGGUAUAUGUGUAUGAGGACACAGUGCUCCAAACAAGUCCCGUCCGAUAUAGUCCGGGCAAGGACAUUUUUUUGCCGGGCAAGUAACUUUAAACGCUCACUUGCCCAAUGGGAAAGGGUCCAGGCAACUAAGACGAGCAAGAUGUAGUCCUAGGCAAACAAAUUACGAGAGGUGCCUGCCCAAAGGACAAGCUGAAAUUCACGUUUUUCGAGCGCUAUAUAAUAUAACUUUUAUAUUAAACUUUGUGGGAAUUUUUUUUUCUGUGAGUAUGGAUUAGACUGAGGUAUAUCACAAUAUUAACGUACUCCUUGGUACGCUAGAAGGACACAAUUGGCACGUUAGUGAAGCUUAUACUCCUGACACGCGCUCACUCAUUCCCUUGGAAAAAUUAGCCGGAAGAAAGUAUUACGAGCAAGCGAACAAGGGCUCAGACAUAGGAAGACGUGCAUAAUAUGCACCCUUUAGUUCGCUCACUCCUGUCUCGCAGUGAAAAGAUUCCCUUUCACUGUCUGAGAAAGGACCGCUAGCAGUCUACUCGAUCAGUUACUUACACGCUAGUUUGCUUAGUACUAACGUUUUUGCCAUUUGUAUCAGCUACUGUCUUUAAUUUUUACACAGCAAGUCGAAAUUCAAGAAAGAACUGAAUCCGAUGUCGAACAUAGAAGGACAGAGGGACAGUCCCCAGAAACAGAACUCCAGAGGGGUCAAAAAAGACGCGAGCAAAUUGCUCCACUGCAGCUUCCUCAAACAGAAGAAAGAGCAUCAGAGGAUAUGGAAAUUGUGUCACGUCUUAGCGUGGACGACGAAAAACACAAAAACAUGGAGGACGUAGAAAAUUCCUUUCAUUUUGUUAGCAAAGCUGAUUGCUCAGGUAAAAGGGAUUAAGCGUAAAUGUGCGAAAUAGUACAAAUAAGUACAUUACUACAUUCAAAUACUGAAUGGAAACAUGAAAUAAAUCAUAUUUUGAACUGUGGAUAAAGAUAUGAAUGAUCAUCACAGUAGAGAUGAACAGAUUAACCGGCUGAAAAUUCAUUCGACUGCGAUGAUAACGUUAGCUUUUAUAUCUUUUAUCCGCUGUUCAAAAUAUGAUUCAGUUCAUGUCAUUUCCACCAUUUGUAUCGGGUAUAUAAGAAACUCUCAAUGGCCUGCUCUCCAAUUGGCUUGAUUAGUUUAAUAGAUGGAGCGUUGCGUCCGGUAAACGCAAAGGGCGGGGUUUAAUUCCCGGCCAAGCCUGAAACUUUUCAGGUUCAUUUUUCAACCUCUUAAGUUGUUCAUUCUACUGCAAUGAUCAUGUUCACUUUCAUACAUAAAAGUACUGUUCAAGGAAAAUUCAGAUAGAUAGUAUAAUAAAAAAGUAAAAAAACAAGUAAACUCUCACUAAAAUUCUACUGUGCACCUUCAAAAUAAAAAAGAUGUUUAUACGCGCAUGACGAGGCCUAAAAUCGGUGCAAGAUUUUCCUGGAGCAGGGCACGAAUUGAAAAGGUCUUGACGCGGCAGCGUCCUCAAAGGUAUUCGGUGCCAACAGUAUUGUUAUGUGUUUACUGUCUCACGAGAGCUUAGUGAUCUACAGUGGCUAACAGCUUAUAAUCUUAGAUUUCUUGGCCAAUGCUCAUAGUGCAAAGCUUUAUGAGCUGUUUUAAGUAGAUACAGUCCCGUUGCUCCCUCGUUGGUAACCAGUUUAGUGUCAGUAUAUUAUAUAAGGCCUUUACAGUGCGACUUGUAAGAUGGCAGCUGAAAACUAGAUACACUGAAUCCUUUCGAUUGAGAAAAAUUUACCCUAGGUGGUUGAAAAAAUAAGUCUUGGUAUGACCGAAAUAAGUUGUUUCCUUAAGGUACGGUAAAAAGGGCAACGAAAACAUGCAACUUGUUUUGUAACAUGGCUGCGAAUCGAAUUGAAUAGCGAUGUUGCACGUUUUACCACCCAUCGAUCAACCUGUCUUGUAACAAAUCAGGUUGUUGCACGUUUCGAAAAAUUGUUGCAGACAGUGGAGAGUAGGUCUACUUUUUGGAACAAAAUCUGUACAUGUUGGGCGCUUUACCGGCCCAAGGCAAACUUUUUUUGCAAUAAAUGACGUAACUCCCGUGACAUGACUUCCGCGUAAUUUUAUUCAAUCAGAAGUCUGUAUUCACCGUCGCAACUUGCAACAACCUCAUUUGUUACAAGACAGGUAAAACGCGCGCUUUCCAACUCGUUUUGCAGCAAUAUUGCAAAACAAGUUGCACUUGUUUGUUGCCCGUUUUAUUAUAGCUUAAAGCAUAGCCAAGGUACCGUAAAUGGAAGUACCCAAGUCGUUACCAUGCUCUUCCCAUUUGAGGUUAUAGUUGAUAUGCACCCCGAGCAACUUGUUGAGCCGACACGCUCCAGAGGUUUUCCUACGGUAGUGAAGUUGAGUGAGCGGUCGGCCAGCUUGUGGUAGGUUGACAUAUCUGCUGGGUGGGAAAAAGUAUGCACUUGGUCUUAGAAGGAUUCAAGGCAAGGUUCGAAUCCUUAGAUUGUGGCCCAUGCUUGGUGAGACAACGGUUAAAAUCUCUCACCCUUGUGCUUAAAUCUAGUUCCUUGACUGCACAGUGGGUAAUGGUAGCAUAUGCAUUUUGAGAACAAGCUGGGAAUGGAUCGAGGGAAGAGAGAUUGAUCGAGGUUAUCUGCAGAUCUUGGGCAUACAAGUUGAACAUCAUCAGCCCAAGGAUGGACCCAUGAGGCUAAAUAACAAAACUUUCCUUCAACCAUUUGAGACCCAUCCCGGCCCCAAAAAAAUGAAUACAUACCCUCUUAUCUUUUUUUUACCUACCUUUUGUUAUUUUUGUUCCAGAGGAUUCCAUGCAAAAAACAGAACCUAAACGUCCACGUGUAGAACAAAUAGAAAGCAUAGCGAUCCUUAUCAGGGACGAGUCUGAUAUUAAUACCAUGAAGGACGUGUUUGGUGAUGACUUACCGGGUAUUCAUCCUAUCAUAUCGAGAGAUCCGCGCGAUAUGAAGGUUUCAUUGGAAAAUACGCCAGUUAGAUCCUGUUUUAUCAUUGUUGAAUCUACGAAAAUAAAAGAGGAAUCGCUGACGAAAUCAAGCAGUACAGUUUACCAAGACCUACUGAAAACUGCUAACAGGAUUGUAGGUAAGAACAUUUCCUCUCCCUCUUCGCUGCACACUUCGUUGUUAUACCAAGAGAUUCGCUCCUCGCUUCCUUUGUAUGAAUUUGUGACCAAAAUGGUUUUUAACCAUGUUAUACUUAUCAUGCAUUUAGAAAUUUUACUUGUUAUCUCCAGACAUAAACCAUGAAAUUAAUCUUAAACUGAAGCGUUGUUAGGCAUGUUCUGAUCAGAUGUCAGGGGCACCCAACGACAGAUUCCUUUAAUAAAUACAAUGAAAACACUUUUUAGGCUAUCCAGAGUACUUUUAGAUCUGUAGAAAAACAUUCUAAAUGGCGCUAUAAAAUUUUUAUCUGUUCGGUCAUCCUGGGGGAACCUGAGUCUUUUCGAAAUUAUAAGGGCUUGAGUAUUAUUUUCCCGAAAAUUUAGAUGCAAUUUAACGUAUUACGAAAGUGAGACAUUUUCUAAUUCCUCUCUCCAUUCCUUUUUUCUACGAAAAAUAGCCUAACUUUGAAAGUGAAAAGUGAAAAUUAAACUUCAGAAAAUCGCAGGGAAUUUAUUAGGUAAGCUUCGAAAAUUGUACAUAAAUAGAACGCAUCUAGAAUUUUUUGGCCGUCCUCAAGGGAUAGAAAAUUCUAGGCAAUAUUUAAUUCUCCGAACAGAUAUUUUACAGAAAACAGUCGUUGGGUGCCCCUGAGAUGUUCUUUCUUUGAUGGAAUGUUCCAGGGGCACCCAGCGACUGUUUUUUGUAAAAUAUCUCUUCGAAGAAGGAAAUAGUGCCUAGAAUUUUCCAGUAAUUGAGGACGGCUAAAAAUUUCUAAAUGACCGUUCCAUUCAUGUACAAUUUUCGAAGCUUAUCUUAAAAAUCUCCUACGAUUUUCUGAAGUUUAAUUUCACAUUUCACUUCCCAAAUUAGGCUAACACACUUUUGAGAUUCAAAAGUGUGAUGGAGGGAGAAAUUAGAAUAGUAUGUGUCACUUUCGUAAUACUUCAAAUUGCAUCUACAAUUUUUGGAAAUAUAAUACUCAAACCCCUGAAAUUUCGAAAAGAGUCAAGUUCCCCUAAGAUGACCGAACAGAUACAAAUUUUAUAGCGCCGCUUAGAAUACAUUUCUAGAGAUCUAAAAGUACUGUCUCAGGAUAGAUAGGCUAAAAAGUGUUUUUAAUGUAUGUAGGCCGGAAACCGUCGUUGGGUGCCCCUGAUGUUCUGAUGUUCAUUUCUUUUUAAAAAAUGAAUGAAUAAAAGCUUCCAUGACAUCAAAAAAAGUAUGCUGUUUCAGUUAGUUCUGAACGCAACGUGCCGUAUUGUCAGAGUGCUGGACUUUCAAUCUUGCAGUUUCAAGAUCUAAUCUCACUGUGACCCCUGGGUGGAGUCGUUUCUUAGCAGCACCAACUCUUUGGCCACACCAAAAGGUUUGCCCCUUCCUAAUUAGGAUUCUUGACACUGUUAUGUUUAAUUUAAGUUUUUGGUUUUAGAUAUUUGCGAUGCCUCACAAGGUUUUGUAUUUUAAAAACUUUCGUGAGUAAGUAAAGUAAACCAAUUUCCGAUUUGUCUUUUCGUUAACAGAGAAGAAGAUUGUUGUAAUCCUUUGCAGUGAAGGACAAAGCCUUACCCCUAGUGAAGAAGGAAGCAUCACAGCCACAAUUAAAGAGCUUCUCGGCGAAAAAGGCUUAGUCUUUUUGUGGAAGGGAAACAACAAAACUAAGCGAUCAAGUUUGAGUCGAUCACACUCUCUUCCAGCUAGCAAUCGUGUUCCCUCAACGCAUGUAGAACGUCCCCUAAACCCUGAAGAGUUUACUUUAGUUUUUAAGACCCGAUUACGCCUUGGAAACAUUUCAUACGAUGAAAAAGAUGUCAAAGUAAAACAGGAAGGAUGGACGGCUCCUCAGAAGAUGGUCAAAAAUUUGUUCAGAGAGUGGCACAAAAUCAGCAACGUUGAAUUGUCAGUAUACCGCGAGAACAAAACUGGAGAUGAGCGCACAGUGGUG
This is a messenger RNA of Porites evermanni, 7115 nucleotides long. NCBI's taxonomy places the organism in Eukaryota, Metazoa, Cnidaria, Anthozoa, Scleractinia, Poritidae. The record is from the annotation of a GenBank genome assembly.